UUGGAGGUGCGUAGUAGAGACAUGCAGCCCGAUCGAGCAAUGAUUGGUGUGCGUUGACAGGAAGUGGAAGGAGAGUCACAGAUUGUUUGUUGUCUCUUGGUGCAGGGUUUGCUCUUUGCCAUAAUGGCCCAGAGGGCUUUCCCGAAUCCAUUUGCAGACUAUGAGAAAUCUUUGGCCACGGGGUACUUUGAUUCGUCAGGGAGGCUGACUCCCGAGUUCACUCAGCACCUGAACAAUAAGGUCAAAGAGCUUCUCCAGCAGAUGGAAAGGGGCCUGAAAAAAGCUGACCCCAAGGACUGCACUGGCUAUACAGGCUGGGCAGGCAUUGCUUUGCUAUAUGUACAUCUAUAUGAUGUAUAUGGAGACCCAUCCUACCUUCAGGUGGCUCAUGAGUAUGUGAAGAAGAGCCUUAGUUGCCUGACAAAACGAUCCAUCACCUUCCUGUGUGGUGAUGCUGGACCUUUGGCAGUGGCUGCUGUUGUGUACCAUAAGCUACAGGAUGAUAAACAAGCAGAAGAUUGCAUUGCUCGCUUGUUGGAUCUGUUCAGAGUGAACGUGCCUGUCCCUUCUGAGAUGCUCUAUGGUCAUAUGGGAUAUCUGUAUGCUUUGCUCUUUGUGAACAAACACUUUGGAAUGGAAAAGAUCCACCGAAACUACAUCCAACAGAUCUGUGACACAGUUAUAGCAUCUGGUGAGCAGCUGGCCAAAGGACGGAACUUCACAUCUAAAAGCCCACUGAUGUAUGAAUGGUACCAAGAAUACUAUGUAGGAGCAGCCCAUGGCCUAGCUGGGAUUUAUUACUUUCUCAUGCAGCCCAAUCUUGGUGUGAGCCAAGCAAAGCUGCAUGAUGUGGUCAAGCCAAGCGUGGAUUAUGUCUGCCAGUUGAAGUUCCGCUCUGGCAACUACCCUCCAUGCAUUGAUGAUAAGAGAGACUUGCUCGUUCACUGGUGCCAUGGUGCACCUGGCGUUAUCUACAUGCUCCUUCAGGCCUUUAAGGUGUUUGGGGAUCAAAAGUACCUCAGUGAUGCUAUGCAGUGUGCUGAAGUGAUUUGGCAGUACGGGUUGCUGAAGAAAGGUUAUGGCCUGUGUCAUGGUACAGCUGGCAAUGCAUAUGCCUUCCUGGCUCUCUACAACCUUACUAAAGACAUGAAAUAUCUCUACAGAGCUUGCAAGUUUGCAGAAUGGUGUUUGAGUUAUGGACAGCAUGGGUGUCGAACACCAGAUACUCCCUUUUCGCUCUUCGAAGGAAUGGCUGGAACAAUAUAUUUUCUUUCUGACCUACUGGUGCCGACUAAAGCUAAGUUCCCUGCGUUUGAACUAUGAACUCCAUCUCAACAAUUACUGAUACAGCUUGUUGCACUUCACUACAUCUGAAAAGGCAGAUUAAAUGGGCCAUCAUCUCAUUUAUUAUUAUUAUUAUUAUUAUUAUUAUUAUUAUUAUUAGCUAACAGAGAAAAAUAUUUGGAUUGUCAGUAUUUUUCAUUCUCUUCGGUAUCUGAUCUGCUUUAAAAGCUACUAGCCUUUUCCCCCUUAAGUUUACAAAAGACAACACUCGGGAUGUUAACACAGGUGAUUGUACAAUAUUUGUUUUUGGAGUGUAUUUUUUAAAAAAUGCAAGAAUGUUGCUAUUUUAUGUAUCUGAUACUAAGGGGGAGAACCUUUUUCUGUUCUGAAUAUCUGCAUCAUCAGUUCUACUGAUAGUGAUGGAAAUUUAGUUUGUUUUUGGAAGUUACAAAAGAUAAAACAUAUGAAGCUGGUUUGUCCUGGUUUUUAGUAGUUAUACAGCUAAUAGCCUAUCAAGCUGCUUAACUAUGAUGUCCCCCAGAAGACUGCAGAGUCUCCUACAGUUAUGACAGGAAUGUACCAAAGUCUAACUAUUAUCUUUCUGCUUCAUAUGGAAAGGUUUUCUUUACUGCUUCUUGCUUUCUUUGUCAGUGGUCAGUGAGCAAAUUUAUAACCCUUAAAGCAUCCACGGAAGAAACUGCAUUUUAGUUUCAGACAUCUGUGGUUUCCCAAGCCCAGCAAGCAUGUACUGCAUAGGCUGACACAUAGGCCUACACGUUUUUCUGUCUGUAGUGAACAGAUUUGGGUCCCCUGUAGCACAGCGACACACUGUGGAGAGCUUUUUAUAAAGGGCUAUCUAUCACUCAGUGUUUUGAUAUCAGCCUGUUGAUAGCUUGGUCUAAGCUGCAGCUUCUUGGAAUAUGUUUAAAAGCACCUUUUAUUAUACACCUUUAUGAAAUUAGGUGGACACCAAACAUUAAGCUAGAGCCAUGUAACUGAUGUGCAAAGGUAAAUGUUAUUGGCAGCUUACUGCUUACUCCUUCCAGUUGGUGGUUGUUAGGAGGUGUUAGUUCCUUAGUCUUCCCUCAUCCAAUGACUUUAGAUCUUCCCGUAUUUAUUAUAAUCAGCAGCUAAGAAGGACACGAUAACCAGAAUGCUGACCUUAUCUUUUAGACAGCCAUAUUAAAUUCAGUUAGGCAAACCUAUAGCAUAACCUGUGUGAGGCCGAUAUUAAGGAUUCACUAUGGAAACUUUGCCGUGCCAUUGACUUCCCAACAAAAUAUUUCAGCAUUGAUUGUGUGGACAAUUAAUUUGAAGUCUUUGAAACACAGUGAGGCUAAUCUGCUGUUGGCUGAGUGUCAUAGUUGCGUACAUUAAAGAUGUUUUGAACAAA
Hemicordylus capensis (graceful crag lizard) is the source of this 2677-nucleotide messenger RNA. Its product is annotated as glutathione S-transferase LANCL1-like. Bases 124 to 1323 code for a protein of 399 amino acids. Gene Ontology annotation, cellular component: plasma membrane. The record is from RefSeq and is a predicted model, not a curated record. Gene Ontology annotation, biological process: peptide modification; carbohydrate metabolic process. The transcript has 10 exons. NCBI's taxonomy places the organism in Eukaryota, Metazoa, Chordata, Lepidosauria, Squamata, Cordylidae.